CCAAAUUCAUCUCCAAGGCCGGCCAGUGGUGUUCCGAAUCCCACCUGAACUGAGGGAAACCUGGGAUCCCGAGGAGAAGGCAAGCUUAAAACAUCAUAACAUUGGCAUGCAAUGGGUCUACGGUUAUCGGGGUCGAGGCAGCAAUGGGGCCAAUAUCUACCAACUUCCCACUGGAGAGCUUGUUUACUACAUUGCCGCUGUCUGCGUAUUGUACAAUCCAGAAGCGCAGACUCAGCGACAUUAUUUGGAACACUCCAGUGACAUCGUAGAUGUUGUUGUUCAUGAGGAGUGGCCUCUGUGCGUGACAGCUCAAACCAAGGUCGUAACGGAUGAGGGAUCGAUAGGAAGCCACGUUCAUAUUUGGAACUAUGACACCUUACACAAGCUACAUUCCUUGGAGGAGUUCACGGAUAAUGUGGCAUGCAUCGCCUUAUCCAAAGUGACAGAGAAAGGAUCGACGAUCCUUGCCGUGGUCGAGAAUGGAAACAAGUCCAAAUUAUCCCUUUGGACCAUUAAUGGCACCGGGGAUGAGCCUGUAUCUAAGAUAGUGUCGGUGGUGGCUGGAGCAGACCAUGUUCAUUCUCUGGAGUUCCACCCCAUGGAUCACAACACCAUGAUUUUAACCGGAAAAGGUUUCGUGACUUUGUGGACCCUCAAAGAUGGACCCGAUGGUGCGACUAUGGAUCGAAGUCAAGGCCUCUUUACGAGAAAGAUUCCUCGUCCUAAAUCCGUGCUGUGUUCCAAAGUGGCCAAAAAUGGAGAUCUAUUGACGGGAGACUCGGACGGUAAUGUCAUGAUUUGGAAAGACGCCAAAGUUAUCCGUGUUUUAAAAGGAGCUCACCAGGGUUCGGUUGGGGAUAUUUGCGUCAUGGAUGAUGGGACCAUCAUAUCAGGUGGUCUGUCUGAUGGAGCAUUUGUCGUUUUUGACAACAGGUAUCAGCUGAUUGGGGCGGGGGCAACCCUCCCUGACGAGUUUGGUUGCGUUCGAAGGAUCUUGCAGAAGACCUAUGACAUCAAUGAAGAUGAGGUUCGAUAUUGCCGCUUAGUGGUGGGCACCUCUCGAAAUUGCAUUCUGGACGUCAGUUUCAACGUGAGUCCGGGCGAAACGGAGAUUUCAAAUUUCGAGAUCGAGCCCAUCGUGCAAGGACAUGCCAAAGAGAUUUUUCACAUAGCCAACAUACCCGGCCAAGACCAAUUUUUGAGCUGCGGUGAAGACCGUUCUGUGAUCUGUUGGGAUGGAGUUGCUCACAAGGCGGAUUGGGUACUGGAAGUAUCAGAAACGUCCUUGACAUCCUUGGCUACUGCUUUCGAUGGCCAUUUUGCACUCGCCGGCUCGGAUGAUGGGAAAAUCUUCUACAUACCCCUCAAUUCGGACAAUAUUCCCGAAAAAGAGGAGCUCAUGGAUUUCAAGGAGGGUAUUUCCUGUAUUUCUUUGUCCCCUACCGAGUAUCUGGCUAUUAUUGGCACGGAUGAUGGAGAGUUGCAUUGUGUCGAGAUUAUGUUGGAUUCUGAUGACAAGGCCAACCAUCUCUCUGACUUGAAUGGCCACUCUAGCAAAGUCAAGCAUAUUGAUUGGUCAGACGACGGCAACUAUUUACGAACCAAUUCAGCAGACCACGAGCUUCUCUAUUGGGUAGUGAAUCAAAGGACACAAGUCACGGAUUCGGAAGAGCUAGAUGACAUCACAGAGUGGGCCAGUCACACGUGUCCGCUUGAUUUCAAUUCCCUGGCAAUUUGGACACGGAUCGACGACGGUACAGAUAUCAACUCAUGUGAUGCGAGUCAAGACAUGUUGGUCAUUGGAGAUGAUCGCGGAUUCGUCUUGAUUUAUCCCUAUCCAGCCACCCAGCCCAGAUCUGAAUUUAUGCUCUUCAUUGGACACUCCAGUCAUGUCUCGGUAGUGAGGUUCCUGGGCGAUGGGACAAAAUUGGUUUCAGGGGGUGGGAAAGACUCAAGCAUCAUUCAAUGGUCGAUGGGAGCUCAAAAUUCGGGAAGCCCUGGUGAAUAGAAGGGCUUUUUU
This is a messenger RNA of Tigriopus californicus, 2020 nucleotides long. Its product is annotated as echinoderm microtubule-associated protein-like 1. The coding region runs from base 107 to 2008 and encodes 633 amino acids. Gene Ontology annotation, biological process: microtubule cytoskeleton organization. The transcript has a single exon. Lineage: Eukaryota; Metazoa; Arthropoda; Copepoda; Harpacticoida; Harpacticidae. Gene Ontology annotation, cellular component: mitotic spindle. The record is from RefSeq and is a predicted model, not a curated record. Gene Ontology annotation, molecular function: microtubule binding.